Molecule: messenger RNA, 9195 nt
Organism: Tachysurus fulvidraco (yellow catfish)
Lineage: Eukaryota; Metazoa; Chordata; Actinopteri; Siluriformes; Bagridae
Gene: zpld1a
Product: zona pellucida-like domain containing 1a
Exons: 11
Coding region: 6996-8237 (413 amino acids)
Cellular component (GO): cell surface
Source: RefSeq, a predicted model, not a curated record
UUGCUGCAAUGUUUGCAGCUUCUCUGUGGCAUGUUGGAAAUGUCCACUAGUGAAUCUGCCGGUCACCCUUUUCAUUAAUCAGGAUCCCCUUUCAAAAUAUUGGUAUGGACCAUGUCAAGAAAUUAUAGAACACUCUGAAUGAGGGUAUUGCUUUGUCUUAGUUUAGUGGACAAUGAAACAUAAUACCAAGAAGCAAUGUCUCUCAACAUACUCUCAAAUCCAGAUCCUGACAAAGCUCAUGAUUGACUAGAGAAUGCCCUUUUUGUCACAAACUCAUCAUGAACAGACAAAUUAUUGGUAGCAAAUUGAUUUGCUCCAGCAUUUACCCUCCAUAGACAUUUUUAAAUGAAUGAUUAAAAAUAUAAUCAUAAUGCCAAAGGCCUAGCAGUGAUGAACUACAUGAUUGGUUAAUCCCUCAAUUUUACUAGAUGCAGGAUGUGAUGAAGAGAUAAUAGGAGCUCCACUUGACCCCUAUGUCCCCUGGCAAAAUGUCAGAUUCCACUCUGUUUGGUUACAAUUUGUAAACCUUCCUUUUGGUUUAUUUCAAGCCCCAGCUCAGCUAUGUUCCCACGAUUCAUGGACAGAAUGCUCCACCCACAUGCUGCUUAUGCGACUGCGUAUCUAGAUGACAUCAUUAUCUAAACUAAUGAUUGUCAGCUGCAAAUGCAGCAUAUGAAUCAUCAGGUCAUUCAGAUAAGACUCACAGCAAACCCUAAGAAUAAUACAAUUACCUGUAAGUGGGUGGAAGAAACCUACAGGAUUUACCUACAGGAUUGGGCCUUCACCCUCUGAUCGGACCAUGUCCUGCAUAAGUGGCUCCAAUGUAACACUGGUCUCUGGCAAUUAAACUAUUUAAUUUGAGGUGGUCCAAAGACUAGAGGCACAAAUGGCUGUGGCAGAUUUCCUCUCAGCAAGUGUGGGAGUCCUUGGCAGACUAUGGCUUCCCAGCCUGAGUUGGGAAGUGGGGGGUAUAUGGAAGCUGGGGCGUGGUCGAACGCAAGUUUGUGAAUGGAGGCUGGAGUCAGGAAAAGUGAGAGGUAGGGAUCUACUGCUGUAUAGGAUUCAAAUAAUGUGUAUUCUGUGUUUCAGCAGCAAGGAUAAAGUGGGCAUAGACAAGUGCCACUAGAGGGAUGGUAAAAGUCAAGGAGAUGGAAAGGAAAAGUCAUAAAUCAGAUGUCAUAAAAUAGACUUCAAAAAAUGUCUAUUUUCUUUUUUAAAAGCUACCGAAGAUUUCUGCAUAGAACUGUACCUGUUCUUUUUUUUUGUUCUGUCCAACUUGUUACCUUAGAGAGAGAAGUGGUAUAAGCCUUAUGCUUAUAGGGGACUUAUGUUUUUUCAAAUAGAAAUGCAAGAAGCACAUUGUUUGGUAAUGUUAGUUAUUCAAGAAAUUGCAAUUUACCCAACAAAACGUAUAAAUUACAUCACUAAAGUCAAAAGAACACACAUAAAUAAAUCCUAGCUAGCAGGUUUGGUACAACACUAAAAGAAAACUUCAGAAGGAAAACCUAAAAUACAAAACAUGGCAAGAAAUUUAUCAUAUUUAAUUGGGCUUAUUCAGUUUGAUCAUUUUCUUGAUUCCACGUGUUGAUGUAUUUAAAAUGAAAAGCAUUACUGUCUAAAUAGCUAGUAUCUAGAGUUAGAAGUGUUAGACACACACAUGAUAAGUUGCAUGUUAAUGUUUACUAGCUAUGCCAACAUUACCCUGUUAACUAAAAUCACUGCUCUGGUGGUUGAAACAUCAAUCAUUUUCAGAUUAAUUUGGUACCUUUGUGAAACAUCAGUCACUUUAUCAGAACUUUAAAACAAUUACAUAAAACUUAGACAGUCAAGAGCAAUUAAAAUCUGAUUUUAAAGAAGAUCGUUUGUAAGUUAUUUUUCUUUUUAUUGUUUUAUUGUUAUUUCAGUUAAUUAUUUAUUUAACACUCUUUUUCCUCAACCAAGAUCAAAUAUUAAUUCUGUCUUACAGAUAAAAAAAAAAGAUUGGUGUAGGUGGGAAGAUCCUGAACAUGUUGUUCCUUAAGGCCUCCAAAUGUCAAGAGUCUGUUUUUACUCGUGUCUGUAUUGUGUCUUGCUUCUCUAUCAAUGUACUAUAUAGUAUAGAAAUAUAAUCUUGCCCUUUGGAUCAGAUUGCCCCUAUUGAGCAGCAUGAUGUGCUCUUUUCAAAAUAAUCUCCGUUAACUACAAAAGACUUCUGUCUUUGUAGACCAAAAGGCAUUAUAUUGCUUUAAGGGCAUUAUAAAAAAGUCACAUUGUUCAUUCACAAUUCUAUGUGCAACAUUAGAAUAGAUAAUACUGUCAAGCUAAGAUCCUGUUACUGUUCGGAUAUGAUUAAAGUUGUCUGUGGUAACUCUAGAGACCUGUUUUCCAUCAAUAAAUAAGUUACAAAAGUUUCAACAUCCUCUUUCAUUUAUAAUAAAAAACAAAUAAUUUUAUUAUAAUUAGGGCAUUUUAUCAUUAAGUUAUACUAUAUUGUUAACUGCACUUCCCUCCCCAUCUUUUGUCGGUCUCCUAACCACAGGCUUCAGCAUGAUUACACACAAACAAAGCAAAAUUGGAAGUAGCUUCAUGUCCAGUUCAAGUGACAAGUAAAAUUAGGGAACAUCUGCUUAUUACACAAAUGCUUUCAUAGAAUAAAAAUUGAACUGAAAUGAUUUAUAUCAAAUAAAGUAAUGCACAUUUAGUUUAAAACUACAGUUCUUUAGCAUAUUAACUAUUAUAUAGAUUUUAAUGGUCAUAUAUUAUAUACAUACCCAAAAAUUGAUUGUACUUACAAAAAAACUCAUGCUUCUUAUUGUGUGUUUUUCACUGUUUCUGCAUCUUCCAUCAGGGGAUAGCAUUUAAAAUUUGCGAAAUAUGAAAUUUAGAUACGAUUAAUUCUACAUUAUUAUCAUCUGCUGUUGUUCUUUCAGUUUGGAAUGUUGGUCUGUUUACAUGUAAGGAAUUAUCACCACUUUUCUGGUAACAAGACAGUGUUACUUCACUACUAAUAACAUAUAUAAAUAAAAAGGAUUAGCAAUUAGUCACUUACACCACAUAUGACUUUAUGCACUCUGUUUGCCUUUCCAUGGAGAUUAAAAAAAAUGCACACUAACAUAACACAAGGUUAAUGGGCACAUUACUGAAUAAUGGCUUAUUUUUUGUAUAUGGUAACAACUGGGAAAACAACACACAUGAUUUAUGGAUAGGUUUACCUUAUUAUCAUAAGACCUGAUCUGCCAUUUUUGUAACCUCUAACUGCUACAUUUACUGACUUAUUAUUUGAUAAAAUGUGAAAAAAUGUCAUGUUGUUUGUUGUUUUGUAGUUUGUUACUGUAUUAUUACCAUGCCAUUGCUACAGUGGCACUUAAGGGCACCUUUACAAAAAAGAAACCCUCAGGAACCCAGAUACAACACCCACCCCAACACCACCCCCCUCACCACACCAGCCGCCCCCUUUACCCCAUACACAGAUCUUUUAAAUUUUGAACUUAAACUGUUUCCUCCCGAUUGUUUAUAAGCACAAUAUAACAGCAUUCUCCUUUUAUAUUUUAUAUUAGGAUAUGUGAAAUAUUAAUGUUAGUCAGCAUUUAAAUGAGCUUUAGCUAGCAACUAGCUUUAACUAGUUGUUUUAGAUGGAGUAUUGACUUUAAAAGUUUGAUCGUGAGAACAAGUAAUAUAUUAACAGUGCAAUAAGUUUUUUAAUUAUUUCGCGAGCAGUAUUGAAAACACAACAUUAUUAGAUUCAAGUCUUCCUAUAUUGAUUCUAGCACACUGGAGCCUGUAAAUAUUAUGAGAUUCAAAGUCUGCAUUAUUGGUCCCAUAAACCUAGCUCUUAGAAAUACCUACAUGCCUUUUGCUGAUGCAUUUCUCCUAUCAGUAAUGAGAAGGCUCCCUUAUUCAAAAUGCAGGUAUUAUGUUUGUUGCCAAGAAGUCAGGAUGCCUGGCAACACUACUGUGGUUUGAUUAAGAAAAAAUAUUCUAAUAUAUUGCUAGAAUAAAACCUCUUUUACUUCUAUAUGAAGUAGCAAAUGAAUUCUAUGGAAAUAAAUCUACUGCUUAGAACUGUGAAAAAAAUAAGUAUCCCAAAAUGCAAAACAUUUUACAGCUUUUGACUAAUGCCCUUAUCCAAAGUCAGCUAGGUCAGACACUAAAAAUAGCAAUAGUCUAAACGCCAUGUAGGGGAGGUUGGUAUUGUAUGAAAAAUCAAGACAAGGAUAAAAACUCAAGAAAAAAUGAAUAAAAACAACUCAACGUGUUAAUUUAAGUACUUUAGUUAUUAGGCUUAGUCUGAAGUCAGCCAGUAACUCAGUAUCUUUGCACAAUUCAUUACAACACCUUAUAUAACUGCUGCUAUUAUAUUAACUGUUUAUUCUAGCAUCUUUACACGUGCUAUAAAAUAUUUAGUAUAUACACUGGUCGGUGCUGCUUUUGUGUGUUGUCUUGUAGUGUUUUGUAUUGUUUGUUUGCACUGCCUUUUGUCUCACACUGUUUGCACCAGGUGGCACAGAUGCACUUUAUGUGGCUAGGACUAACUUUCUUUAAAUCCUUAGCUCUGUGUUGUUCUAUGUAGCACCAUGGUUCUGGAGAAACGUUGUCUCGUUUCACUAUGUACUACGUCAGAUAUAUAUGGUUGAAAUGACAAUAAAAGCUUCUUGAUUUGACUCUUGAUUUGACUAGCCAGGGGAGUCAUGUCAAGCAACAAAAGCAGAUGGGCUACAAAAGCAGAAUACUACACAAGUUCCACACUGGUAAUUCAAGAAUGAGAGCCUGAAUAUACAGUGUGCAAUCUCACCAAUCUUGCACAGUUAAAGGUCAGAAAAAUAAAACAGGCAAUAUUUUUCCAAAUUGUGGUUCCAAUGAGCAGGACUUAAGGUGCUCAUAUUAAAGUGACAUUAUUAUUAUUAUUAUUAUUAUUAUUAUUAUUAUUAUUAUUAUUAUUAUUAUUAUUAUUAUUAUUAUUAUUAUUAUUAUUAUUAUUAUUAUUAUGUUGGCAUUGUAGAAGGCAUGUACAUCAUAAAUACAUCAAAAAACUCAACCCAAUGAGGGGAACUCCCUCAGGAGUAUUCGGAUGACGUCACAUGCUCAUCUCCACUUGCUUCCAAAUGUUUUGGCACCCUAUCUUUAUGUCCACUUGCCUCCAAAAGUAACACUGACCCUUAUGUCCACUCACCUCCAAAAAAGCACCAGCCUUUGCGAAUACUUGCCUUGUCAAAGCCAACAUCAAAGUUUGUCGUGACAAACUUUACAAAUCUAGUUAUUAUUUGAACCAGGUUUAAACCAGCAACAAUAAACUCUGCUUAUUUACCAUUAGAGACAAGUUCAGAAUCAUUUACACUUGCACUAACAGCAUCUCGUUUAUUUCAUUAUUAUUCUUGUUGUGAGAUUGUGUGUAAAAAGGUGAAAAAUAUUAAUAGGCAUUCUUUAUUAAUAAUUAUUUUUAUUUAUGAAAUAAUAAACACAUAUUUCUUAUUUAUAGGUGUAGAAAUAUCUGAGUUUCUUGAAAGAAGCAUGAGUAAUUCUGUUAUUGUUCAUUUAGUUUCAAUUUUUAUUUACAUCCUGGUAUUUCAGAAUAACAGCAAGAAGAAAAAUAUCCAUUUCUUGUAAAUUCUGCUCAAGGUAUUUAUGGUUGGCAAAUCGAGGAGACCUCAGAAUAGAGUCUAAGCCUGGCCCUUUAGUAUACCAUGGAUGAAUAUUAUUGCUUUGUACUGAUAAAAAGCACAUCAAGCAUAUAGCAUGAUACAUGUGGCCUAACAUUAGGUGAGAUAAAUGUGUGAAAAAUGAAAGAUGACAUUUGCUGGAGCUGCAUAAAUGGAGAUGGUUAUCUCAUAGAAAGUCCAAGCUGAGGGAAAUAAAGCCUAAUCUGUCCUCUGUGACUAAGCUAAAAUGGGCAUGGAUUAAGGAAUUAAGGAGGCCAGUGCCUAUAAGAUCCAGUGAACCUUUGGAUAUCUAUGUAUUUCAAACCUUGUUGCAAUUGAUGAAAGCAAAUAUUAAGGCUUGAGCUUAGCCCAAGAACUAUAUUCACAGAACAUAUAAUAGGUUUGAUGGUCCAGGUAAAAUGUGAUUAUCAUUUCCUUCCUUUUAGCCGUUAUUAAUUAUUUCACUCAAGUCACUUUUACUUAACCUUUUCUUUAUGAACUCUUUCAGGGAAUCAUUUUCAUGCUCCUGAAAGUUUCAUUACUCAUAAUCCACUGAAAUUAUGAAAAAUAUUGAACAGUAAUGUUUUCUUGAAGUGAUUCUGCUAAGCUAUGAUCUACUGUGAUAUUAGACACUGAGGAGGAAUAUAAGCCAGGAACACUGUCUCAAAAGAGGGUCAUGCAGUGCAUGAGAAGAUGUUGUUUAAAAGCAGGGAUGGUGUAAGAACAUAACUGUCUUUUGGUCUAUCAUCACAAUGGCCUUUAAAAUACAGUAGGGAUGAAGCCUCCAGCUGGUGUACAGGAGAAGGAGACUAGAGAGAGUGGGAGGGCAUGGAGAAACAGGUGGGAUAACGACCUCGACAGCCAUCAUGUGAGGUGACUGGGGAAGUGCUGACUGAGGCAACCUGAAACAAAGUCUCCAAAGUGGCCAGACUAUCCUGGACUUGGGUUGGCUCAUGCUGGCACACAAAAAGGCCAUCUCAGUCAGCGGUCCACUCAAUCGAUGAAAAGAUAAUUCCCCCCGCGCAGACCUCAUGCAUUGCUGGGGCCCGUUUGCAGACCCUGACAGAGAGAGAUCAAGCAGAAAGGAUAUGAGUGGGAAACUUCAAAACCCGCUCAUGUUUCUGGGUCCGUGAAAGGAUUUGUAUAACACAUUCACUUUUUGAUGGACUUUCCCAUGUUUCCCUGGACAGCCCUUUUUGUGGAUGUGUUUGAAUAAAGUUUCUCUUAUGUUUUAUCUUUUUUUUUUUGAGAAAGUAAAAGCUAUGUGUGAGCUUGUUUUGCAGCAAUGCUGGCCAAUGCGAGGUCAGUCAGUCUCAUGCAGCAAGUGGAAGCAUAUGGAGUACCGCUGACUCCUCGGCUGCCAGGGAACCGGGUGCUGACAUGGAACGUAUAGGUUUGAUUCUUUUUCUGUUAUCUAAAUUAUUAAUAAUUAGAGCCCAGUUCAAUGGAUACAACUGUGAUGCCAACUUCCAUAGCCGUUUUCCUGCUGAGCGGGACAUCAGCGUGUACUGUGGAGUACAAACAAUCACUCUUAAGAUUAACUUCUGCCCGGUGCUUUUCUCUGGCUACACUGACACUGACUUAGCCCUAAAUGGGCGCCAUGGUGAUGCCCAUUGCCGAGGGUUCAUUAACAACAACACCUUUCCUACAGUAGUGUUAUUCAGCAUCAGCCUUAGCACACUGGAGGCCUGUGGCAACUUGCUAGUGGUAUCCAAAGCACAGGGUCCCAAUGCAUAUGGGAACCUUUCAUUGGUGCAGAUUGGGAAUAUAUCAGGGUACAUUGACACGCCUGACCCUCCUACUGUCAUCAGCUACCUGCCUGGACUCCUCUAUAAGUUCAGCUGCAGCUAUCCACUGGAGUACCUGGUGAACAACACUCAGCUGGCAUCGUCUGCCGCAGCGAUUUCAGUAAAGGACAGCAAUGGUACAUUUGUAAGCACACUGAACUUACUGCUAUACAAUGACUCCACAUACGUUCAGCAUCUGGCCAUCCCAAUGGAAGGCCUCACUCUGAAAACUCGUGUGUUUGCUGCGGUCAAAGCCACAAACUUGGACAGGAGGUGGAAUGUGCUGAUGGAUUACUGUUACACCACUCCAUCUGGGAAUCCUAAUGACAAGCUCCGAUACGAUCUUUUCGUUGGGUGUGACAAGGACCCUCAGACAACAGUGUUUGAAAAUGGAAAAAGUCAGAUGGGACGUUUCUCCUUUGAGGUAUUCCGCUUCGUCAAGCACAAGAAUCAGAAGAUGUCCACUGUCUUCCUGCAUUGUGUGACCAAGCUGUGCCGCUCAGACGACUGCCCAAUGCUUGUGCCGAUUUGUGGAAUGCGUAAGAAACGGGAUGUUCCAGAGAGUUCAGAGUCUCAUGCAGUAUCGGGAAAUGCUGUUAUAACUGCAGGACCCAUUAUCACUAGGAGUGAUGAAACCCCAACCAACAACUCUCAGCUGGCCCCGCUAAACAGUAUUCCAUUCAAGAUGACCUCUGUAACGAGUGCUCUCAUAUCUGGCAUUAUCAUCCUGGCUGUAAUGAGCAUGUGCUUCUUUAUCUUCUCUCUGACGCUCUUGAAGGGGAAACGCCCACCUCCAACGCCACUGGCUGGGGCUCACAAUCCAGCUUUCAGUUAAAUCAACAGACACAGACCCACACACAUACACACCCCAGCUCACUGGUGCAUUAUGUGGAAAUGUCGCAUUUAAGUUGGUAAAUAUGAUGAAUUUCGGUUAAUAGUAUUAACCAUAUGUCUCAUAUGGAAAAAUGGAUAGUUUUUGUGAUUUUUGACUAAAUAAUAAUGACAGGCUUUUGUUAGGAGCAGACACUAUCUAUAGUCAUAAACAUUAUACAGAGAUUAUACAGAAUAAAUAAUAUAGCACCAACAUAAACAAUGCAUUUUGAACAGCCACAUACUGUAGCUAAAAAUGCAUACAGUUGGACAAAAUUUCACCCCAUAGAGCAAUCCAAUCUAAAAGCUCCCCAGGUAAGAUAUUUACACCACUAUUAGGAUACAUAUUUACCUAUAAAACUAGUCGAUGUAGUAAACAUUUACGUGUAGUGCACAACGAUUCCAGUGAAACAGGACAUUUUAGACAGACGUGCUUUGUCAGCUGUGUAAGUAAUGUUAUGUCUGGGAUUCUGUCAAUAAAACUAGUCUAAAAAUUAUAUAGUCAUAUACUAUUGUAUAGCAUAAUCUGAAAUAGAGAACAGGUUUUAAUGAUACGAAUCAUAUUUGCUGUAGAUUUGUUUAAAUCAGUAAGCAAACCUACAGCUCUCUUUAUACAGGUAUUUAAGUAACAGCGUGGAUCCAAAUCUGUGAGAGUGAAUCUUAACUUAAAGUCAAUACCUCAGUCUCUCACCAUCUGAUUGCAGGGUGUAGGAUCUAUUACAUUUCCGUGCAUAGACACAGGUACAUUUUACACUUCAUUUAUCAAAUUGUGCCACAACUAUUAGGCUGCAAUAAAGUCAAGCUGCAAGAUAUGAGGAAGAGGGAAAGAGGACUGGGUAUAACACCUUAUGAAGACUUGCAGCCUGAUUGAUGUGGUUGCCAUGAAUAACAAUGUUACUCUCUCUCUCUCUCUCUCUCUCUCU